Hymenoscyphus albidus is the source of this 2811-nucleotide messenger RNA. NCBI's taxonomy places the organism in Eukaryota, Fungi, Ascomycota, Leotiomycetes, Helotiales, Helotiaceae. The record is from the annotation of a GenBank genome assembly.
AUGAUUGGGACCAAACUUUUCCCGGCUUUGAUUUCCACCAAUUCUGCAGUCACAGUGAUCGAGAGAUUGGUAUUGCGAAAUGUUCGCCUCACGGAUAUCAAGGACUGUCCGCUCGAUAUCGAGUUCUGCCCCUCAAUGUCUUCGCCAGCAACGCCUAGAAGCCAUGCGCCGCAAACCCAUAUCCAUACCCAUAUCCCACCAGAUGCGACAUUCGAGUACCCAUUACACUUUUUUCCGUCCCAGAAGCCGGAGUCAAUUGGUGAAACUUUUAAUGGAUGCAUGGAGACUUCAUCCGAUCCAGGUACCAAUGGCCCUGACGGUGUACGAAAUAUAUGGUGUUCUAGAUCUAUUAAAUUGGUACUAAUCAUUUGCUUAGUAUUGCCAGUGCCUUUGGAUGCCUCGGGUGGACGAUUUUCUGGUAUCACACUCAGUUUCUUCCACAUAUUAGUCAAUUUCCGGAACCGGUGGCGAAGCAUAUGCGGAAGGCUAUUCAUUUCACAACUAUUUCCCUCGAGCCAAAGAAAGCCGUGCAUUAUUACCGAGAAGCGUUGCGGGAGGCGGACGAACUGGGAAUGGAUCCUUUCUCCGACGCGAUAAUUGGUAUCAAAAUACAAUUGGCGUAUCUGUUCGAGAAAAGCCACCUGUAUCAAAAGUCUAUAGAUGUAUUGGAAAUUGUGAAGGCGGAUAAUCUGAAAUGGAUUGAAAUCCUGGGAGACAAGGAAGGAAAUGAAGCAAAGAAAACCAGGGUCUUGAUGAGUGCAGUUCGUGUAAGCAUCAAGUUGGCAGACUUGUACGCGAAUCAAUACGUGAUGGACAAAGCUAAGGCCGAGGAGUGUUUGAUGUGGGGCGUUGAGACGUCGCUGAUGGAGGAGCAAAGACGUAUUAAAGAGGGAGUGAAGCCCAGCGAGGGGGAAUGGUUUUCUUCUGAAGAGAUAGGGGCUGAAAUUGAAGGUGUGUGAAGGUCUUGAAAUGGAUUUGAUUGCUCCUAACAUUUAUCCAGAACUUGCCCAUCACUUUGAAGAGAAAAACGCACACUAUCUUGCAGCACCUUUAUUUCUGCAAGCAAUUGCCAGGUCCCCACCCAAUACUUGUCAUACGGUCAUCUUAAGUAGGUUGGAGUCACGCGUGCCCCGGAUUCUUAUUGCUGACAUUUCCAGUGAACAACCUCGCAAUAUCGCUUGCACAGCAAGUCCCUCCAUCAAGGCCUGGACAGCCCCCAGCUUCACGCGCAACGUACAUUAGUAACGCUCGCUCAUGGACCAACCAGGCUAUUUCAAUUGCCGAUAAGAUUCCGAAAUCUUACAGGACUGGGGAAUGCGACGUGGGUUGUGCUGUUGCAACCCACAAUCUAGGAGAAUUCGCAGAAAUGGAUGGAAAUGUUGCUGGUGCCCGAAAGUUCUUUGAACAGGCAAACGCGAUAUCGAAAGCCAUCGGAUUUCAGGAGGGCGUGGACAACUCCAUAGCGGGUCUCGCUCGGCUUGCCGAAGAAAAGAAAAAAGACUAACGAAUUUCACGAAAAUAAAGCGACAAGCAUAUAUACAGGUUUUACGUUGUGUGUAAGAUUAGACCAGUUGUAAGAGUAUUCAUCAAUUACUAUUUAAGUAUACCUACUGACAACGUUUCAAAGCGUGACCGAGACCUUCGACAAACUCUUUCAUUUUUACUGGACAUCGACUUUUCAGACUUUUCAAGCUAUCUCGAGGCUGUCCCAGAGCUUAUGAUUUACGAAUCACUCCAACACCCUUCAUCCUCCAACUCCCUCCCAUGCCCCCCCACUCUUGUAACUCUCAACUCCGCAUCCUUCAUCUCCUUCUCAGCCCUAUCCAGCGCCUUAAUCGUCUCCCUCAUGACAUCCUCCGCCUCAUGAGCCAUUUCAUGCGAUCUCUCUGCCUUCGCAAUCUGAUCCAGACACACAUCACAUCUGAAGCAUCUCUUAUCCAAUUUCUCUUCAUCUUGAAACGCGGUCCAGCGAGCGUCCUUCAGGGCUUUCUCGUCGUUGCGAAUCUGCCGAAGAACAUCUUCAUAGUGCCGUUUUCCGAUCUCAAAGCUCCGCUCCAGCCUGCGGGUUUCGCGGGUGGAGGCAGAGUGGUCUACUAUUACAAGGGUGGAUUUUUCGGAGAAUGCGCUGUCGGGUGCAGGGUCCUCGAAUGGGUUUUCGAGUGUGAUCUCCUCCUCUUUCUUUGCCACACGAGCAUCCUUUUCGCGUUUCUUGUUCGUGAGAUACUCGAUUACAGCCUGCACCUCUCUAAUCUCUCCUUGAACAUUGGCGAUUUUUGUUUUCAGGGUUGAGGUCUCUUUUAUUUCCUGAAUGAGACGCUUUGCUUCUUUGGAGGGUGUCUCGAUGUCGUGGUUGUAGGUGCGUGUCUGCUCUGCUUUUUCGUGUUUCGCCGUGGUUUCUUGGAGGCGCGUUUGGAGGGUGGUGAGUUGGGCUGUUAGGGUUUUGUGUUUGUGGUGGAGCUUUUGUAGGUUGGGUUUUUGGAAGAUUGGGAAGCCUGGGACCGAGGAGAGGAGCUUGUCGAACAUUUUGGUGGUUGAGGCGAUUCGGAUUGUGUUUGGUGUUCGUAUUCGGGAAUGUGUGGUUUUGAUGAGGUUUCUCGAGCUCCUUGAGCUUUUGAGAACGGGUUGGGAAGACUUGGGGGUUUGGUAUUGAAAGAUUCUUUUCUUUUAAACGUCAUGAUGACUGCUAUGAUUUCAUCGCUUGGUGGUAGUUUCUGCUUUGGUGACUUUCUAUUCUCAUCAUUCUUGACGACACGAUUUUAGUGGAUAGAUAAAGUCUGAGAUGGUGUAUUCGAAAUCUAAUCUAUCAUGUCG